UCCCCUUUCUAUGGAUAUAUACCCCCAGGGUGUCUUCGAAGGAAGUUCUUGGCUCAUUUUGUAGGGACUUCCUAACGAUGAAAUAGCAAUUCCGAUUUACAAAUGAGAACAAGGUAUUGUUGAGUAUGAGUCAGGAGUUGAGGUGAGUUAUUUUCCCGGAGUUUAGGCAGUGUGUAGUUGAUUGAGAUUCGAGAGGAUGAAAUCGAAGAAUUUUAGGCAUGUCUUCCUAUGCGUUAGUCUGAUACUACGCAGUUUCAUUGAUGCUCACCCAAGAGCUGACAUGGAGCCAGAAUUCGUCGGGGAACCAACGAAUGUAACAGUAACAGAAGGUUCCACUGCUUAUCUAACCUGCGUUGUAGAAAAUUUAGGAUUCUAUAGGGUGGCAUGGAUAAGGGUCGAAAGCCAGACUAUACUUAGCAUUCACACCCACGUGAUCACAAGAAACUAUAGAAUUUCUCUGGAUCAUAAGAACCGUCAGAAUUGGAAUCUGGCAAUAACAAGCGUAGAAGAGUCUGAUAGAGGACAGUAUAUGUGCCAGAUAAAUACGGUGCCCAUGAUGAAGAGAGUAACUUAUCUUGAAGUUCUAGGUAUUAAAUCUUCAUAUUUUUAUUUUUAUAUUCAGUGAAUCCAAAAGCCACAUUAACAAAAUUUUGCUCACAAAAACGUCAGCAAAUUAUCAGGCAGGUA
Parasteatoda tepidariorum (common house spider) is the source of this 687-nucleotide messenger RNA. The record is from RefSeq and is a predicted model, not a curated record. Lineage: Eukaryota; Metazoa; Arthropoda; Arachnida; Araneae; Theridiidae.